GCUGCUGCUCUGUUUUCCUGCCGUGGAGGCUCCGGAGCGGAGUUGUGAAACUGCGGUCCGGCGGGUCUGACGGGGCCGGGGGGGAUCCGCUGAGGCCCGGGGUGAAACAUGGGCCUUCUGGCGAGGAUCCGGAAGGAGUGGUUCAUCAUCGGGAUCGUGCUGGUCAUCUUAUCGGCCAAACUGCAGCCCAGCCUCGGCGUCAGAGGAGGUCCAUUGAAACCAGAGAUCACCAUUGCCUAUGUUGCCGUCUCCGUCAUUUUCUUCAACAGCGGCCUGUCGCUGAAGACCGAGGAGCUGACCAGCGCUCUGCUUCACGUCCGGCUCCACCUGCUGGUCCAGUCCUUCACGCUGCUCUUCUUCCCGCUGGCCGUGUGGCUGCUGCUCAAAGUGCUGGCGCUGACCGCCAUCAACCAAUGGCUGCUCAAAGGGUUACAGACGGUGGGCUGUAUGCCUCCUCCCGUCUCCUCGGCUGUCAUCCUCACCAAGGCUGUCGGAGGAAAUGAGGCCGCAGCCAUCUUCAACUCAGCCUUUGGAAGCUUCUUGGGCAUCAUCGUGACUCCUCUGCUGCUGCUGCUGUUUCUCGGCUCCUCGUCCUCCGUUCCCUUCUCGUCCAUCUUCUCUCAGCUCUUCAUGACCGUCGUGGUUCCCCUCAUCCUGGGACAGGUGUGCCGUGGCUUCCUGCGGGAGUGUCUGGAGCGCCGGAAGCCUCCGUUCGGUGCCGUCAGCAGCGCCGUCCUGCUCAUGAUCAUCUACACCACCUUCUGCGACACGUUCAGCAACCCCAACAUCGAGCUGGACCCCACCAGCCUGCUGCUGGUCGUCCUCAUCACAUUUUGGAGAGGUCCCAUAGUCACAGGGCUGUUCAAUACAUCAGCUUCCUGGUUUGUCACGGCUGUCAGGGGUGCUGAAGUUGCAGAGCUGCCCAUCCCAGUGGCUCCAUGA
This is a messenger RNA of Myripristis murdjan (pinecone soldierfish), 942 nucleotides long. It is a transcript of the gene slc10a7, whose product is annotated as solute carrier family 10 member 7. NCBI's taxonomy places the organism in Eukaryota, Metazoa, Chordata, Actinopteri, Holocentriformes, Holocentridae. The transcript has 9 exons. Bases 109 to 942 code for a protein of 277 amino acids. Gene Ontology annotation, cellular component: plasma membrane. The record is from RefSeq and is a predicted model, not a curated record.